GCUUUACAUACACACUCACUGUUGGGGUUGGAGAGGAGAGGAGAGGUGGGGAAAGAGAGAGAGGGGGGGGAGACUACUCGUCGGCUAGGUCAGGAGGCGGCCGGCGACCAUGGGGCACCACUGCUGCAGCAAGCAGAAGGUGAAGCGAGGGCUGUGGUCGCCGGAGGAGGACGAGAAGCUCGUCCGGUACAUCUCCGAGCACGGCCACAGCUGCUGGAGCUCCGUCCCCAAGCACGCCGGGUUGCAGCGGUGCGGCAAGAGCUGCCGGCUCCGGUGGAUCAACUACCUCCGGCCCGACCUCAAGCGCGGCACCUUCUCCGAGCAGGAGGAGCGCACCAUCAUCGACGUCCACCGCAUCCUCGGCAACCGGUGGGCGCAGAUCGCCAAGCACCUGCCAGGGCGCACGGACAACGAGGUGAAGAAUUUCUGGAACUCGUGCAUCAAGAAGAAGCUCAUCGCGCAGGGGCUCGACCCCAAGACGCACAACCUCCUGCCGGCGUCGAAGACGCUCCUCCAUGGCGGUGGCGGUGGCGGCGCUGCAAACCCUAGCGGCAACGGCCUCGCGCAGUUCCAGUCUAACAACGGCGCGGCGGCGGCGGGCACCACGCCGUUCACCAUCAGCUCUCCGGCCAAGGCGGCCGCCUACGAUGUCGCGCCGCCGGCGUUGUACGACGUCGUCCUCCCUGCUAACCCCGCCGGUGGAAUGCUGAUGGCGCAUGAUCACCACCAUCAUCACCAGGUCGCCGCGGCGGCGGCGCCGGUGGGAUACCCCUACGCCGACCACGGCGGCAACGGCGGAGGCGUGCUGAUGAGCUUCAGGGAUCAGAACGCCGGCGUCCACGGCGCCGCCUCCAUGGACUUCAUGAACGGCUCCUCCUCGUCCUCUUCCAUGGAGCAGCUCGGCGGCGGCGGCGGCAUGUCGUCGAACGGCAACGGCAGCUUCAGCGCGAGCAUGGCGGCGUUCAUGGACGAGGAGGCGGCAAUGUGGGCCACCGCCGUCGCGCCGCCGGGCAUGGGCGGCCUCGCCGGGAUGGAUCAGGUGGCGCAGCAGCAGCAGCAGCAGCAAGUGCUGGUGCAGGAUGCGGCCGUGGGCGUUGCGCCGACGACGCUGAUGAUGCACGGCGGCGGCGCCGCCACCGCCGGUGCAAUGGUGGUGGACAAGAGCGUGGAGAUGGUGGACGUCUCGUCGGCGGUGUACGGCGGCGCGACGGCGACGGCGUUCGAUCUAGACCUGAUGGUGGAGUCGUGCGGGAUGUUCUGCGGCGGCGGCGGCGCCGGCAACGCCAUGGAGCAGCUGCAGUGGGACUGCUAAGCCCAUUUAUCCUCUCACCCCUAAUUAGUUCCUUAAUUUCCCAUGCUUAAAUUCGAUGCGUUUUUUAUCCCCUUAGUUUCCAUUUUGAUGUUCAAUUCCAUGUGUUCUUGAUUCAGAAUGUUUCAGAGAUCGUCCUUUCAGGCAAGAAAUGCAAUGCUAAGAUGAGUGAUAAGACAAACUUAUCUAAUUUAGACA
Molecule: messenger RNA, 1507 nt
Organism: Oryza sativa Japonica Group (Japanese rice)
Lineage: Eukaryota; Viridiplantae; Streptophyta; Magnoliopsida; Poales; Poaceae
Product: myb-related protein Hv33
Source: RefSeq, a predicted model, not a curated record